GUGAUGCCAUUAAUAAUUCUUUCCCAGUUGAUGUUAAAGAAGGUACGACCUUUGGGCAUCUCAAGGAAAUCAUUAAAAAGAAGAAGGAGCCCGGUUUAAACCAUAUAAUCGCGGAUGAACUGAAGCUAUGGAGUGUGAAUAUUCCUGUCGAAGAUGAAGAUCUGGAAACCAAAAUAUACGCCGAAAAUAUCAAAGAACAAUACCAAGUUUCGUCGAUACACAUCCCUUCUGACGAAGUUAAAAUUGAAAUUAAAAACAAAGUUAUAAGGACCUUCCCAAACGUAGAUGAAUCUUCAAUUGACAAGCUUGUUUAUGCGCUCGCUUUGAUCUGGGACAUUAAGACAGAGAAAAAUGACUCUCCGGGCCCACAAAACGACCCGUAUGUUAAACUGAAGGAGGAGCCCUCUUUUUUCAAAGCACGAUUACCUCGAGGUAUAACCAAACAAACUCUCACAACAGUUGAUUUGUGUCUCCCUUCAUAUGAAUCCGGAACAGUGAAUUAUCAUAAUCCCUUUUACGAUGAUCCGCAAUUCAAAGAAGCAGUUUCUUUUGUGAAAGAAAAGAUCGAAAAUAAUAUUGGAGACUUAAUCGUGCUUGCCGGAGUUUCGGGUGGUGGAAAAACAACGACAACGUUUGGAAUAGCUAUACAACGUUGGUCAAUAUAUAUUGAUUUUUCUCCUAGCGCAGGAACGUAUGGCGACCAUGUAGGGAGAGAGCUUGAAACAACCAUAUAUGAACGACCAAAGUUUGAACAGCAUGAUAAGCAAAGGCAUGUAUUUCGUAUGCUGGACUGGGUAAUACUCUCACGCGGACUUUUACUUAUAAAGAUGCUUAUCGAGAAAAAUAUUUUGACGCCAAAAGAAUGGCUGUUUGCACAGCUUCGAAUGAAUGACUAUAGGAUACGAACGAAAUUGACUCACGAAAAUUAUGAUAUCAUUGAUGCUAAUGAACUUAUUGAAAGUAUCAAUGCUUGUCUCAAUGUAGAGUCUCUAACCUUAAUAUUUGAUGAGGCGCAAGUCCUAUGUAGAUCCAAAUAUGGAGAAUACAAAGGGAGCUCAGUUCCAAACAAAAAACGGAAUCUCUUGCAGGCUUACAUUGAACAUCUUACCCAUCUUCCCGUUACCUGUCUUCUUGCCGGUACUUACAUGCAUAUGUCAAGUGGAAUUUUUCUUGUUACUAGUGUUGGAAAAAUACGAGGUUUGAAGGAUCAUAUUGUGCUAAAGCUUCCCUUCCUUUCACAUAAUGAUGUCCUGCGGAAUCUCAAUGCUGUAAUUGACCUGACAGAUGUUUCACCCAAAAUUCUUAACUUCUUGGGAUGUCUUCUCAGGGGACGACCUCGAAAUUGUGCAUCAUUUGUUGGGCUGUUAAUAUCAGAGCGGAUUUCAGUUAAUAAGACGAAAGAUCAAAAAAACCAAGAAAUUAUUGAACUUCUUGAGAAGUGGUAUAAAAUGAUUCGAAUGGACAUGGCAGAAUAUUUGGAAAAUGCGUGUAAAUAUUUGGAUGCUAAUAAUCUCAAUCCAUAUAGAGCAAUUAUAGAUAUUCUUAGGCUUCGUGUUUUUUAUAAUCAAAAGUACGAAUCAGCCAUAAAGCUACUUCAACACAGCAUCAUUCCUUGCAAGUCACCAGAAUGUAUCACUCUUAGAUCUAGUAAACCUACUCCUGAUAUAAUUGAAAUCAACACAUCACUUGAAUCUUACCUCGUCUCUAGCAUAGAACUUUUUCUUAAAAACACAAGAAGAAAAACUUUGGUAGAAGUUUUUAUUAAUGAAAUUAUCAGGGUCGAUGGAAUUCCAUCAAUUGGGAAUGAAUUCGAUUCAAUCUUUAUUACAGCAAUCAUUCAAAAACGUGGGCUUAAUGCGCGAGAGGAACUUGACAGGUGGAAAAAUGGCCAACAAUUUGAUCUUCCUUCAUGGAUCAAUCCCACGAUGAAAUUUGUAACAAUUUCAAAUCUAUCAAGAGCAGUUCCUAUAGCCAAAUAUGUUGAAGAUGAAACCUAUCGUUAUUAUGCAAUCCAACCAGACACCUAUUCAGGGUCGGACUUGAUAAUUUCUCUUGUGGAUGAUAAGCAAAAU
Acaulospora morrowiae is the source of this 2072-nucleotide messenger RNA. NCBI's taxonomy places the organism in Eukaryota, Fungi, Glomeromycota, Glomeromycetes, Diversisporales, Acaulosporaceae. The record is from the annotation of a GenBank genome assembly.